Molecule: messenger RNA, 3489 nt
Organism: Syngnathus acus (greater pipefish)
Lineage: Eukaryota; Metazoa; Chordata; Actinopteri; Syngnathiformes; Syngnathidae
Gene: jade1
Product: jade family PHD finger 1
Exons: 10
Coding region: 50-2707 (885 amino acids)
Biological process (GO): regulation of transcription by RNA polymerase II
Cellular component (GO): histone acetyltransferase complex
Source: RefSeq, a predicted model, not a curated record
CCUAUUCCCUUGCCCCCUCCCCUCGCACGCAUCAUCUGGCUGUUUGUGUAUGUGGAAUGCGGGUCAAGCAGAACUCCGAGCCCGAACUACACUUCACCUUCGAGAACAACGGCGACUUUCAGCGUCCCGGCGUGCACCCGUCAAGCCGGAACUCCUCAGACGCGCCGCCAUGAAGAGAAGUCGGCACCCCAGCAGCAGCGACGACUCUGACAAUGCCAGCAAUUCCACCUGCUGGUCUCAGCAUUCGUCUCAGGCCAGAAGAGGAAGCAGCCAAAAACCUUCAGAGGUCUUCAGGACGGACCUGAUUACGGCCAUGAAGGUCCAUGACUCGCACCAGCUCAACCCGGAGGACUACUACGUCCUGGCCGACCCGUGGCGCCAGGAGUGGGAGAAGGGCGUCCAGGUGCCCGUCAGCCCGCGGUCUAUCCCGCAGCCCGUCGCCCGGCCACUGGCCCCCAAGAGCGCCGAGCUCAACUUUGUCCGGCCUAAGAAGCUGAUCCGCACCUCGGCUGCCCAGGUGCCGGGCUACGCCGACAUCCGCACUCUGGCCGAGGGCACCUGUCGCUAUGACCUCAACGAGCAAGACUCCGCCUGGCUGCGGCUUGCCAACCGCGAGUUUGCCAACCUGGCCCUCCCGCUGCUGGAUGAGUUUGCCAUGGAGCGCGCCCUGGAGGAGUUUGAGCGCAGUUGCCACGACAACAUGACGCACGCCACCGAGACGCAGGAGGGGCUUGGCAUCGAGUACGACGAGGAUGUGGUGUGCGACGUAUGCCAGUCGCCCGAUGGCGAGGACAACAACGAAAUGGUGUUCUGCGACAAGUGCAACAUCUGCGUUCAUCAGGCGUGCUACGGCAUCCAGAAGGUCCCUAAGGGCAGCUGGCUGUGUCGGAUCUGCGCCCUGGGCAUCGUGCCAAAGUGUCAGCUCUGCCCGAAGAAGGGUGGCGCCAUGAAGCCCACCCGCAGCGGAACCAAGUGGGUCCACGUCAGCUGCGCCUUGUGGAUCCCGGAGGUGAGCAUCGGGAACCCGGAGAAGAUGGAACCCAUCACCAACGUGUCGCACAUUCCUAGCAACAGGUGGGCGCUCAGCUGCUGCCUCUGCAAAGACAAAACGGGAGCCUGCAUCCAGUGCUCUGCCAAAAACUGCCGCAUUGCCUUCCACGUGACGUGCGGCCUCCACGCUGCUCUAGAGAUGACUACCAUCCUCACCCAGGACGACGAAGUCAAGUUCAAGUCCUUCUGUCCCAAGCAUUCGGGCCUGGAGGGCAACGACUUCAGGGAGAGGGAAUCUGGCGCCGAAGGGGAGCCGGAGGAGGCUGUCGCGAGCAAGAAGGGCAAACGGCGGCGGAGGGUGAGAGGGGCCGAGGAAGAGGACCUCGCCCGCCCCUCUGCCUCCUCGCCGUCGUCUUUGUGUCUCGUCCGCCAACAUGACCCACAGGAUAAGCGCGUCAACCUCCGUAAGAUGAAGCUGCAAGAGAUGGAGGAGGUCUUCUACCAGUUUGUAGACGCCGAGGUGGUGGCUCGCCACCUCAAGAUGGCGCCCGAGACGGUGGACUUCCUCUACCAGUACUGGAAGCUGAAGCGCAAAGCCAACUUCAACCAGCCGCUGCUCACACCCAAAAAGGACGAGGAGGACAGCCUGGCCCGACGUGAGCAGGAGGUGCUGCUGAGACGCCUGCAGCUCUUCACGCAUCUCCGCCAAGAUCUGGAGAGGGUCCGCAACCUAACCUACAUGGUGACCCGGCGGGAGAAGAUGAAGCGGUCCUUGUGGCGAGUUCAGGAGCAGAUCUUCCAGCACCAAGUCCAGCUCAUAGACCAAGAGCUGCUCUCUGGAAAUUCAGCCGGCAACCUGCAACGACUUUUUUCUGAGGAGCACCUAAACUCUGGCGGGUGCCGCACUCGGACCUCUUGGAGCCACUCGGCACACAAGACCAAACGGGACAAGGGUAAAUCACGUGACAGGAAAGGACUCUCCGAAUCGCUGCCACUUUCCAAGGACGACCCCGACACCUCUGAGGCCAAAUCCAAAGAUUCUGAUGCAGAACCCCGACUCUCUAACACCCCGAACGAUGACCUCGUUCUUCGGCACGCAAAGUCCCCAAAGCAGGAGCCCACCUCUCAGGAAAGUAUCAGCGUGAAACUGCAUAGGAAAACCGUCCGUAGGGAAACCCCCGGGCCCGAGCGACGAAAAGAAAAACAACCAGAGCACGAGGACCGCAAGAGGAAGCGGUGGACUGAAGUUUCUGAGACUUCCACCGGAUCCCAGAAAGUCCGGUUGGGCUCUAAACAUCUGGAUAAAACCGUCUCCAUCCGGCUGGUGGACAUCAGGUCAUCAGACUCGGAGAAAAUCAGAAAAAACGCUGCAAAUGUGGAUGUCAUCAACCACACUAAGAUCAAAGAUGUGGAUGUGCCCUAUGUCUCCAACGGGUCCCUGAAAGGUUGGGGGAAGUUUCGGAUCCCCAAGCGGAACGACAAGAUGGAGCCGGAGCAGCGCAAAGAGUUGCUCCGGCCGCUCACCAACACGCCGGCGCCCGGGCCCCAGCACCCCCGGACCAGGCUCCGCACGGGGGCCGAGAACGAGGAUGCCAGCAGCCCCGAGGUGCUGGAGCCCUGCUUAAAGCGCUGCCACUCGCACCAGCUGAGGGGCGACGCCUCCCUCGGGCGGCGCUACGGCUCAAACAUAAUCCGGCGCGGCGUCCUCGCGUCCUGAUCCCAAAGAGGAAAAAGCAAAUAAUUGCUCCCUUUUUAUUUUUCUGGACAAAACCCACAAAAUGUCUGAGGAAAGCUGAUAUUUAUUUUUUACGUGUGACAAACUGGGAAAUUUUUUACUUUAUUUUGAGACAAACCCCCCCCCCCCCCCCUUUUCUUUUUUUUUUUGGUGUGUCUUGAAAGUUAAAAAAGUAGUGGGAAAUGUCCAUGGUGUUUCCAAAACCUUCUUGGAAUGUUAAGCUGGAGAAAUUUGGAAAUAUUCUAAAUUGGAAAAUUUCCAUGGGAAUUCAUUGUUUUGAGUCUAAAUUUCUGUUAAGGUGUUUCCAAAACCUUCUUGGAAUGUUAAUGUUAAGCUGGAGAAGUUUGGAAACAUUUCCAUGGGAAUUCAUUGUGUUUUGAGUCUAAAUUUCUGUUAACUCCCAUGGAAACGUUCCAUGGUUGCAAAAAGUUUGCAACCCUUGUGAAAGUGUUACCAAGUAUUUUGCACAAUGCAGGAAGCGACAGCGGCCUUUUUACAAUUGGCAUUUAAGAGGAGUUGACAGUGACGUUCGCCAAUAGCACGAGUGUCAUUGAACGAGCGCCUGCGCCACGUGCCUCACUUAUUUCAAGCGUUUGCACUACAGUGGGCUGGCCAGAGUUAUUUUUACACUGAAGAAGAAAAAAAAACCUUAAAUAUAUAUAUUUUCUAUCCUAGGCCGCUGCUGUACUACUGUUAUGCAAAAGGUUUAAUUAUUUUGACUGUCUUUAGUAUGAAAGACAAAUAAAAAUCUCUGGAGGAAUGUU